Molecule: messenger RNA, 4807 nt
Organism: Hippocampus zosterae (dwarf seahorse)
Lineage: Eukaryota; Metazoa; Chordata; Actinopteri; Syngnathiformes; Syngnathidae
Product: RAS guanyl-releasing protein 1-like
Exons: 17
Coding region: 7-2412 (801 amino acids)
Biological process (GO): Ras protein signal transduction; positive regulation of GTPase activity
Cellular component (GO): plasma membrane
Molecular function (GO): calcium ion binding; guanyl-nucleotide exchange factor activity
Source: RefSeq, a predicted model, not a curated record
GAUCAGAUGCUCCAAAUGAGGAGGACGCAGAUGGACAGCUUAGUGCAGCCUCUCGUCGCCCAGUACCUUGCCAUGGGCUGUCAAUCAAAAGACAACAACAAAAGUGAAAGUAUUGCUCCGGACGACAAGGGGAAAGACGAUGCGAGAGGGACUCCAGGAUGCGGGCCCAGGUCUAGAGUUUCCACUCCAGGACGUCCUCAAAGGUUCCACAAGCCGAUUCAGGUCCAGGCCCCCAUGGGGAAACCUACGGUGUCAGUGGGCCAUCUCGCCAAGGGGGCCAGCUGGGAGGAGCUCAUCCAGGCUUGUUUGCAGGCCUUUGAUUCAGACGGUAACGUAUGCGAGCGCAGCCACUUGUUGAAUAUCACCCUGACCAUGCACCGCCUCCUCAUCUCCUCCAGUGAUCUGCUGGAUAAGAUAAUCUUUACAUUUAAAAGUGCCAUGGAUAAUGAGCAGCCAGUCGAGUGGCAGAGAAUAUGCUACCUCAUCAGGCAUUGGAUUCAGGAAUUCUGGAUGAUGUUCAGGUUGCACCACAGCUUGUCAGACAGCUUGGACCAACUCCGAGAGCUGAUCAGGGAGCAGGGACAGGAGCAUCUCUGCUCUCUCCUUGAAACAAAAUGGAUAAACGAGCGAGAGUGGUCCUGGAAGGCCAGCCAGAAGAUCAAAGCCAACAGCAGUAAAAAGAGGAAGGUAUCACUUCUCUUUGACCACCUGGAGCCCAUCGAGCUGGCCGAGCAUCUCACCUUCCUGGAGUUUAAAUCAUUUUGCAGGAUUUCCUUCAUAGACUACCAAAAUUACAUCCGGAGCUGCUGCAUGAAGGACAUCCCCGUGAUGGAGCGUUCCAUCGCCCUGUGCAACGGGGUCUCCCAGUGGGUUCAGCUGAUGGUGCUCAGCAGGCCAACGGCUCAGCUUCGAGCAGAGGUUUUCACAAAGUUCAUCCACGUGGCAAAGGGUUUACACCUCAUGCACAACUACAACACGCUAAUGGCAGUGGUGGGAGGGCUUUGUCACAGCUCCAUAUCCAGACUGAAGGACACCACCUCCCAUGUACCCACUGAGGUCAUCAAGGUGUUAAAUGAAAUGACAGAUCUGCUCUCCUCAUGCAGAAACUUUGAUAACUACAGACAAGCAUACAACAAGUGUACAGGAUUUAAAAUCCCUAUCCUGGGCGUGCACCUUAAAGACCUCAUUUCAGUGAAUGAGGCCAUGCCGGACUAUGUGGAAGACAAUAAAGUGAACGUGCAGAAGCUGCAAGCCCUCUACAGCCAUAUCAAUGAGUUGAUACAGCUACAGCAGAUCCCUCCAAAGCUGGACGCCAACAAGGACCUGGUCCACCUCCUGACGCUGUCCUUGGACCUUUACUACACAGAGGAUGAAAUCUACGAACUGUCUUAUGCCCGGGAACCCAAGAACUGUAAAGCCCCUCCAGCAACCCCAUCUAGACCUCCAGUGAUUGUCGACUGGGUAUCGGGAUUGGCUCCUAAACCUGAUCCUCGAACCAUUAGCAAACAUGUGCAGAGAAUGGUGGACUCGGUGUUUAAGAACUACGAUCACGAUGAGAACGGCUUCAUUUCUCAAGAGGACUUUGAGAAAAUUGCCGCCAGCUUCCCCUUUUCUUUCUGUGUCAUGGACAAAGACAAAGAAGGACUUGUCAACAGAGAUGAGAUCACAGCUUAUUUCAUGCGAGCCAGUGUCAUCUGCUCCAAACUUGGCCUGGGCUUUAUUCAUAACUUUCAGGAAACCACUUACAUGAAGCCCACUUUUUGCGACAACUGCUCUGGAUUUCUGUGGGGUGUCAUCAAGCAAGGCUACAGAUGCAAAGACUGCGGGAUGAACUGCCACAAGUUGUGUAAGGACCAGGUGGCCUUUGAGUGCAAGAAGAACAGCAUAGUGAACAACAACAACACCAUCGACAGUCCCACGCCCGGCUCCACGCCAGUUACCGUGGGAACCUCGGAGGGUUCAGAUGACUGUCCUUUCCAGUACCCACCUGAUGACAGCAAAGACUGGAGUCCAGAAUCUCCAGUCACCUCUCAUUUGAGGCUAAACCAGGUCCACAGCGCCACUCAGACCGAGGGUCCGCCGCCGUCCCCCGAUGCACCUCUCCCUCAUCCCUCUCUGCUGGUCCUGACGGCGUCCGCCCUCACGGCGACCUGUCCCAACCCGCUACCCCAGAGGAAACAGCGCCACUGUGCCAAGUGGGAGAACCGAAUUUCUGUCGUGCACAAGUCACGAGAGCCAGAUGAAGACAACAAAGCCACCACGGAAGCCCUACAGUCAGAGAACGACAGGCUCCAAAAAGCCAACGAGACACUACACAGAAAGUUGAAAGAGGCAGAGCAGGAAGUGGAUAUGUUAAAGACGAUGCUGAAGAGGCACGCACUCCAUCCUGUGGAGGAGAACGAAUCCUAUUAGACACAUCAAGUACAUACAGUAUCGUCAGACCAGCACUUAAACAAGUAACAUGGAGAAUAAUUCACAUGGCCAGUCAGGUUGUUUUGAAAACCAACCAGGGUAUUGUUGUAUUUCGUUUUUAGAUGAAAUAUCACGACAAAAUGCAGUUGUUAAUUUCUCAGUACAUGCCAGAAAUGCCUACAAACAAUUCAACCUUCAAGAAGUAAUUUUACAUAAUAUAUCAAGUUUAAUGAAGCAGUGAAACCUCCAUCGUUGAACGCAAGCGGCAAUGUGAGGCUGGCUGAUUUCCAAGUUGUUGGACUUUCCUAUAGGGAAUACUGUGAUUAAAGUGUAAUGGAGGUUUGCCCCCGUCAAGUCCUUAAUUAACUCUACGGGUGAUGUUUUAAGUACCGUAAUAUUCUAACUGAUUCUAACUGUUAUAGAAGUAGAAGGAGAAGUUAACCACAGUCAAAUAAAACUGAAAUACUGCAAAGAAAAAACUACUUUCUCUUUUGCAGACGCUAGACAGACAGUAAUAGAGAGUCUAUUACUCUUUUUAUGCUUUUUAUACAAAAGUCUCUUCUUUUUAAGAAAGUGCACCCAUAACUGAAUUAAGAUGCUCUAAAACCAAUAAUGGAAUUUUGUGACGUGAGUGGCUGUUUUAAAUGCUGCUAGAAAUUGCAUGAACACCUCAAGUGUUGUGUAUUUCUUGCAGAUGAAUGUCAAAAUGUUAUUUUCCAAGUAAAAGACAAAUCCAACGUGUGAUGUGACAUUACAAAUGUUUCACUGUUCCUACGGCAGGGACUUUAGCCCGAAAUUGCAUGCAAGUCUGAAUGUGCUGUCGUCACUAACCUAGGCUAAUGCAAAACAAAGUCUUUUUUAAAAUUUUAUUUUAUUUAAUUUUCUUUGUUUUUUUUUAAUGAAAACCGCAUCAACAUCGUAGAUAUAAAACAAUCCAAUGAAAAACAUUAAAUAUGGUACAAACUGAGCGUUUCUUCUUGUACCACGUGAAGAAGUCUUAUGCUGGUUGUAUCCUUAAAGUGUUGUAUGCCAUUCAACUUUGGAGGUUCCGCUGCAGAUUUUUUUUUUGAAUGGGGCGGGGGAUAUCAUAUCUAAUUAUAUACAUCAAAGUCACACACUGUAAAUUGAGAAGAGAAAAAUUGAGUCAAAAACGAGACAUUUAUCUUCAGAUUUUUAGAAUCACAUGCCUAUGGAGUAUGUCCAGAGUGAUAGUGUGAAGUACAGGUGUCAAACUCCUGUCUUAGAUCUUUCCCUCCUCCCACAGACCUGAUUCAAAUGAUCAGUUCAUCGGCAAGCUCUGCCGGAGCUGGAUAACGCUCCUGAUUAUUUGAAUCGGGUGUGUUGGAGGAGGGAAACAAAAACAUGCAGAAUAGUGGCUCCGAAGAACUGGAGUUUGACACCUGUGGUGGAAAAUACAUUGGGUAAUAAUUGCAGUACGAUGGCCCCAACUUGUAGUGCAUCUUUUUAUUGUGUGAAACACUACAUGGUUCAUAAAGGAGUUAGACAUUUUUUGUACUUUGGUACUUAUUGUUAGAUGUAUUUUUUGCUUAUCUGCGCAUGGCAUAUCAUUACUUUUGUCUUAUAUUUGUAUGGUCAGUAUUGUAAAUGGAAAUUGUGGUGUAUUUUUGAAUUUACGGUGCCACAACGAUAGUUAAGUUACCUCCUUGCUUGUCUUUCAUGUCAGUAUUGUAAGCUUUUUGUUUAAAAAAAUGCUGUGCAUUCAGUGUAAAAAUUACUUGCGUUACUUCAUUUCGUCAGCGGGGGGCACUAAAGUCUCACAAAAUCCCAGGCUGUAUCCAUCACCUCAGUUGCUUUUGAACAAACCAUGUCAAUUUGACAACAUUUUGUAAAACAGUUACCGAAAAUGGGAGCUUAUUUUAAUCUUCAUACAGCGCCAGAUUUCCAAUUGAUGGACCUUUUUGUCUUUUGGUAUCGUGAUGGAGUCAAAGUAUAUAUUCCUUCCGCAGAUAUUCAUCAUAUAAACCACCGAAAGUGCUGAUUGAGAGUCAUUGAGUGUUCUUGGGUGGGGUUUGAUUGAGAGGACGGGGUUUCCACGGUUGAGGAGGGGCUUGUCUUUUAAAAAACAUUUUUAAAAGGCUGUUCCACCUUGUUGUCGAUGACAAUUUAGUCAACACAUUGACAAAUCAAUCAGUUGAAAAUCAAUAUACGACCCACAACCGAGACAUACCAUUAUGGUUUAGCCUGAAGGACACAUGUCGGCUAAAAGAAACGCUGCAUUAUACAACAGCUGACAGUCUGCCUAAUUACGGAGACAGACAAAGGAUUUAGCAACCAGAUUUCAGUGUUCCAAUUGUGGAACAAUUUGGAGUCAGACAAAGUAUUUUCUGCAGCAAAUAUGCUUUGAAAGUCAAUUAAACUUUAAUUUCAAUCAUCA